AUGUCCAUCACGGCCCUGCCAGUCGAGUUGAUGUCUAAGGUCUGUAGCUAUCUACAGCCCUCUGAGUGGCGAGAACUCAGAUUAUCAUGUCGCACAUUGUACAAGUCAUCAUUCGCGGGAUUCACUGGUCGCUUCUUUGAAAGAAUUCACUUCAUCGUGACAAUCGAUAGCCUUGGGGAAUUGGAAGCCCUCGCCGAAACAGAUGGUAUUCGAGAACGAGUUCACGAGCUGUGGAUGAUCCCCUCCGUGUUUGAUGGCUCCCAUGCGGCAAGCGAACAUGCUAUUUUCGAAUUUGCCGUGUCAUCGAAAAGUUGUCAGCCGGUAUCUGGCGACGAACUCAAGGCUCGUUUUUCAACAUACAAAGCCUUAGUUGCGGAUAACUCAAGCCUUCUAGAGUCGGAGAAUUUCAGUACGCGUCUGCGUGGGUGCUUAGAAAAGUUCGAUAACCUUGACACGAUCGGACUUGCACAUUAUUCGACGAGCUUCUUACUCGACCCACGACAAGAAAGAGUUCGUUUCCUUGGUUGGCGCCGCCUUAUCAAUCAAAUCGACUUCCGAUUCCGGAGUAAGAACCUCCAGCCGCUUCAUGGUAGCGGAAGCGUAAUGGGAAAAGUUAACUCUCUGGCCGCGUCGAGGCUUUUGCAGGCACUAAACGGGACCAAUCGUAAGAUCAGGAAGUUGCAGACUUGUAAUCCUGAUUACUGUGGUAAUAUUGGCCCAGAAAUACUUCUCGCAGAAGAGCAAUACAGCUCUGUUCAAUCCACUUUGAAUGAUUUAGAGGACCUCCAUGUUUGCACAGCUUUCAGAACCACAAAACGAGCUCAUAUUAUGGAUGCACCGACUUGGGUCACAAUGCUUAUCCAUGUUGCUCCCCGCCUUGAAAGACUUACUAUCUCGCAAGACUAUUACUUUGGAGAGCUUUCUAGCAAAAUCCAAUUUAAUCGCCUUAAAGAGCUCCACCUCCAUAAGACUCGGAUCAAUUCCGAGGAUUUGAAAUCAUUUCUCAUGAAAGCCAAGGGAACCCUCACUGUUUUCACACUAUUUGAGGUGAUCAUGGAAGGUAUCUCGCCAUCAUUGUUGCCAGACCAUUCAUCACUUUGGUAUUCGCCUACCCCAAAAUGGCUUUUGCGAUCUUCAAUCCCGCCUUCUGCGACCUCAACCCCAACAGCCUACAUUCCAACUUCCUCUGCCUACACUUCGACGUCCUCCGCCUACACUCCAGCCCCGAUAGCAAACACUUCAGUCUCAACUCCUUAUUAUGCCCAACCAGCUGGACAGCUGCUAUCCGGACGAGAUUACGCCCCUUCAACACCCUACAUACCCUCUACAGAUCGUGAGGAUGCUCUUUGGAAGUCUGUUUGGAACUUUUUCGGCGAAAACCUAUCGCUACAGAGUUUCUCCAUGGCGAAGAUCGCGGACGGUACCUGUCAGAUCUCUAUUCAAAAGACGGAUGGCUUGAUUGAGCCUAGUGAAAAUGCUAUUUUUGAUGCUGAAACUGCUGGAAUGUCGUUCCGUCAAUGGAUCGACCAAUUCACCUCGAUGCAUUUACUGGAUUCGCCUAGUCCUACAAUGUGGCCCGAUAUCGAUCAAAGUAAGCAAGCCGAAAAGUUGAGCUUUUCAAGAAUAAUUUUAAUGAAAUUUAGAGGCGUGGUCCAACAAAAUGAUACAUACAAACAGCAGCUCCGUGAGCCCUGCCAUAUGUGA
Molecule: messenger RNA, 1704 nt
Organism: Penicillium longicatenatum
Lineage: Eukaryota; Fungi; Ascomycota; Eurotiomycetes; Eurotiales; Aspergillaceae
Exons: 1
Coding region: 1-1704 (567 amino acids)
Molecular function (GO): protein binding
Source: RefSeq, a predicted model, not a curated record